This is a messenger RNA of Naegleria lovaniensis, 1782 nucleotides long. RefSeq lists its product as uncharacterized. The coding region runs from base 1 to 1782 and encodes 593 amino acids. The record is from RefSeq and is a predicted model, not a curated record. Lineage: Eukaryota; Heterolobosea; Eutetramitea; Acrasida; Naegleriidae. The transcript is spliced from 2 exons.
AUGAUGAAGAAACAAACAAGAAUAACAUGGAUUAUAGAGCUAUUUCUUGUCAUUUUGGCUUUACGUGCUACACUGCAAGCUCAAAACGAAUCAGAAUUUCAGCUCGUAGUGAACGAGCUUCCAUAUCCCGAAAAUAGGGACAUUUCAUAUACAAAUCGAAUUAGUCAAAGUUAUUAUGUUCUCCAAUUUGUGUUGGAUAACUCGGAAAUUGAUUUGUGUGAUUCGAGUCUCAUUGACACAAGGUUGACGAUACAAAAUUCAUCAGCGUUUUUGAACAACUCUAUUUGUAUUGAAUACUUUUGUGAAUGUUCAUUGGAUUCCAAUGUUUGUCUGAACUUGACAACUAGUCUCGUCAGUAACACCACGUUUCGAAUGGAAUACUUCAGAAUGAUUAAUUUUUGUAUUCAUUGUAACAAUUUUCAUUCUCAAGAAUUUAGAAAGGCAAUAGCAAGCAGUAAUAGCAACCAAUGCCUGUCAAAAUUUCCAAGUUAUGAAGCGUUGCAAACAUCCAUGCUUAGCCAUUGUAACCAUAAUAUGGACGAACAAUCUAUACAUUCCAUUAUUGCAAACAGCUCCGUCGUCAAUACUACUAAUUUCAAUAUUGGAAUUAUUGAUUGGAGAUUUUUUCAACCUGGAGUUUAUUAUAGCAGUAUUUAUACUUCAAAGCAAUCGAAUAUAACCACUGAUAAUACCCUUCAUCUUUACAAUACUCUAUUUGUUUCUGAUUUGAUGAAUCCAGUGAUGUGUUGGUGUAGAAAUGAAUUAGGGAAACGACUUGCGUUUCAAUGUGCAGACGCUUACUACAACUUUAUUCUUCCGUUCAAGUAUAUGGGCUCCCCUUUGAUAAUCAUUCUUUUGUUUUCUAUUAAUUUAAUACUUUUCAUUGUAUAUAAUAUAAUCCCACUGACUCUAACCAAAAUUCAUGCCAUUAACUCCCGACUUAAAACCUCAAUAGCGAACCAAGCAUCCUCAACAUUCCUUCCAAAUAUUAUUUUGAAAAUAUGUUUUGAAGAAUUGUUGUUCACCGACUUGAGACCUUCCAUUUUACUGCUUCUACUUUGCUCUACACUGCUUAUUCUUUUGGAAAAUGUAAUUCUAUUUAUUUGGAACUUUCGAUUUUUCUAUGAUGUCGUUGUUCAUUGGGGACAUAUUGUUGAUUUGCUUGGUUCCUCAAAGACAAAGAGAACUCUCUCUCGACGAAAUUGGGUUUUAUUGGCAAUCAUGUAUGCAUUUAACGUCUUUGCAUUGAUCGUAGGAGUUGUUGGAUGCAUAAUUUUGGAAGGAACAUUUCCCUUAUUCGCUGUUGCUGCCAUUUGCAUGAUUGUUUGUCCCAACAUUUUAAUGGUUGUUUUCAGUGCCUACAGUUGGAUUAUCUUUAAAAGGUUGAAACGAUCUCAGAAAAACAUUUCAGAGCUCAAAUUCACCAAAAAGAUGAUACUUUUCAACUUGGUGCUCAUCAUGUCCUUCCUAGCUGCAGCUGUUUUGCUUCCAACCUAUGUUGUAGCUUGGGAUUUGUACGGUAUUUACGUUGGUCUGUUCAGAUCCAUGGGUAUUGAUGUGACUUGCUUUGUAAUUUUGCUUUUCAUCACUUACAUUCUAGCCAACGACGUGGAAAUUUCCAAACAUUACAGUUCCUCCGUGAGCGACAUUCUUCUUUGUAAAUGGUUUGAAGAGAUCAAGAUGAAUAGAAGAAGGAGUUCAAACCAUAAUAUUACGACACACCCUGAGGAUAAUGAGGUGAAACCAGUGAACACCGAUUCCAAUCCUUCUCCAGUCGUUUAA